This is a messenger RNA of Funneliformis geosporum, 1166 nucleotides long. Lineage: Eukaryota; Fungi; Glomeromycota; Glomeromycetes; Glomerales; Glomeraceae. The record is from the annotation of a GenBank genome assembly.
AAAAUAUGCGUUUUAAUGAAUUAUUUACUCGUAAUCGAAAGACCGAACCUUCAUCUGUUAUUCUAUUAAGAAUAUUUAUUAUGAUAGUAUUAAUAUCUUCCCUCACAGGAUAUAUUACUAUUUUGAUUAUCGAAGUGACUAGUGAUGAGCCAGUUUUAACAAAUACAAUCUUCGAAGCAACGGAAAUGCCAAUUCCUGAUAUGCAAUUUCAUUUCGUCUAUCCAUUUAUAUUGCAAUGCUUAUUUAUUAGAAGUAUAAAAGAAAUAACAUUUGAUGAAAGUUGUAAAGAAUAUUUAGAACAACCAAAAGCUUCUUCAGAAAGCAACAAUUAUAUCGGCUAUUUUAAAAAUGUCCAAAAUUUAACAUUUGUAAAACCAGAAAUUGACGAAAAUGCAAUAAAAGGAGUAAUGGUAGUUGCAUCAAUUGUUGAUCCAAAUUAUAAUGCCACCGAAAGUCACGACCUUAUGAAAUUUAAUGCUUUAUAUAGAUAUGAAGGUGAAUCCAAUGAAACAAUCGUUGAUAAAUUACCUGCAUAUGUUAAAGAAUUUUCCACAAAUAAUCUUUAUUUAAUGUCUAGAAAUCAGAUGGCACUUGUAGAAUUUACUAGAAUCAUAAGAGAAACAAUCAUUCCAAACUUCAAAGAUCAUCUUGGAAUCGAACCAUCUUAUUAUAGACAAGGUUAUAUUUUGCCCAAUAAUAUACAAAGCUAUCCCGUUGAUUAUAAAGCUGGUGAUUUAUUUGUAAGUUCGAUUACUUUAACUGUACAAAAUUUCAUUAUAAAAAGAGAGACUGAACAAAGGACACGAACUUUACUCAGUGUGUUUGGUCUUGUGGGCGGUGCUUGGAGUCUUGCUACGGCAUUUUACGCGGCCCUAUUUGGUGUAGACAUGAUACGUCCAUGGGGUUGUGUGCAACUUUAUUGUUGUGGGAUACGUAAUAAAACACACAAUAAACUUAAAAAAACUCUCCCGGUAAUUCCGCUAGUUACGAGUUCCGAAAAACCUCCACCUUCUUUUUCUAGGGACGUUUCUCGUGAUGAGCAUGCAGCCUUACAACAACGUGUUGAUGCCUUGGAAGUAUUUUUAAGAGAGUAUGUCGUAGACGUAAAUUAUUUGGAAGAUAUUAAGAAAAAAGAAAAUGAUAAUGAUGAAAAUGACUUACCCUAA